This is a messenger RNA of Didymodactylos carnosus, 3225 nucleotides long. Lineage: Eukaryota; Metazoa; Rotifera; Eurotatoria; Philodinida; Philodinidae. The record is from the annotation of a GenBank genome assembly.
AUGUAUAUCGUCCGUGAAGACGAAGAAAAUACACACGCGGAACGUUGGCAAGGAGCAAAUGAUCUCGACCAUGGUAGACCGGGGCACCAUGGCGAUGCAACGAUGGAAAAGCAGGCAGAAGCGAGAGACGCAUCGGGGUACUGUGGUCGUCGUCAUUGGGAGAUGAGAGACAAAGUCGAUAGUGGUUUUUCUCGUCGCAAGGCUGCUUAUCUAGAACAAGACACUAAGAUUAUUAAAAUAAUUCCGUUUCGCACUUUCAUUUCGGAUCUACAACAACAACUGAAAGAAGUUCAAUUAUCAUCGUCGGAUACCGAUACCGCGAGCAUCUUAACAUUAUAUCAUGGACAAUUACUGAAAUGUGAUGAGUUAAAAGCACUACAAGCUAACAUUAAUCAAUUAAUAGUAGUAAACGAAUAUUUUACUGCAAGUAAUUCUUUAAACUUUGCUGUUACACGUGCAGGAAAUAGCUCCGAUCAAGAAUCUGCUAUUUUCGAAAUCUCUGUUGAUAGACAAGUUAAAAUUAGACCGUUUGCUAAAAUUUCGAAUCGCGUUGCUGAUGUUAGGGAAUAUCUGUUCUCGUUCGGAACAAUAUUUAGAGUGACGAGUAUCAAAAAGUACAGCGAUACUAUGUGGUUAGUGAAACUACAGUUAAAAAGUGAAGAAGAAAAUGAUUUUAAGAAAAUACAGGAUCAUUUUAAAUUGCAAGUUGGUGGUGAAAUUACUUUUAAUACAUUAGGACAUUAUCUCUUAAAACUAGACGAAUGGGAGAAGGCAGAACAAUAUUAUAAAUGUUUAUCGUCUAUAAUUUCUAUUGAUACGAACAGUUUCUCACAAUGUCGGCGUGCACCAGUGUCAAAUGAUGAAUUAUCAUCUCAUCCUGAUUCUUCCCGGUCAGAAUUAAGUCUGCACAAAACCGAUCAAACAACAGAACUUGAUCUAAAAAUUUUACCGCCAUCACUAGGACAAUUUUCACCUAGUAUGGUUUGUAGUAACCUUGGAUUUAUAAAUACAAAACUGAAUCAAUUCGAUUCUGCUAAACGUAAUUUUGAUCAAGCACAACACUUUAUACCCAAUGAUCCUAUAUCCAAUCUACAUAUAAAUUUUAAUCUAGGUGGAUUAUAUUACAAACAGAAGAGUUAUUCUGAAGCUUUAAAUGCGUACGAAAAAGCUCUUCGAUUGGCAGCUAGAAUAUUGCCGUCGGAAGAUCCGAUAAUCAUGGACUGUCUCAACAACAUAUCUGUUGUUAUUCGAAAGCAGAACGAUUGUGUUUCCGACAACGACAAUCGUAUUACGUUAACUGGAAAGCAUUUUACUGCUGUAUGGCUUACACAUGUCUCUAUUACACAAAAUAUUGAAUUAGAAGACAAUUUGCAUCGUAUUUUUGGUUAUGUAAAAACAUUCGUUGAUCGAAAAGAAUUAGGAAUCGCAUGCGAAGAUCGGGGAAAUGUUGUCAGUCAAUCUAUUACAUAUGUGCACACUAAUCCGAUAGCUAAAGUAUAUUUUAUUAUUUCACACCCAAAAAACAUAGAAGUCACAGCUAUUCUCCACGAUCAUCAGCAUAUUCAGUCUAUAUUUAUCUAUUGUCAGAAUAAAACAGAACAUCAGCAACUUCUAAAUAAAAACUAUAUAAAGGAAACUAGUGUAUUUGCAGACAUAACUCAAUUAUUCUAUUUUAUUCAGCAGGACAUUACUAAAAUCGUAACUUCAGCUAAUAGUGGUCACGACAGCGCGUUGCCGGACGAGGAACAUGAUAUUUAUGUCGCAAAAGCUAUACCACCAGUUCAAAUAUUUAGUAAGGAUGCACUAGAAACUCCAAUUAGACAUCUGAAUAAAGAAUCAGUUGCAUUUAUUUGGUUUCAGUUGUUAACUGAAAUAUUAAUUCAUCUGCCAAAGUCACAGAAAGCAAUGUAUGAAAUGCUGCGCGUAUGCCGUUUACAAUACAAAGACGAUAUAAUUGAAGAAAAAAACAUUGCUGAAUUUGAGAAUAAUUAUAAGCCUGCUAAAGCUAUUUGGUGGUACACUAAAGGCACAUUUUUAUUUCGUUUAAUGAACAAGGCAUUUGGUACACAAGAUAUAGACUAUAUUUAUGCUUUUCGUUUAAUAGUUUCUCAUUUACAUAAACAAAUUAUAGCUUUAGCAUAUAAUCAUGAUAUUAAAUUAGUUUAUCGUGGUAAAAAGUUGCCGACACCUAUUAUACAGAAUUUAAAAGAUAAUAUAAACGGACUAAUAUCAGUGAAUGGUUUUUUGUCAACUACGAAAGACGAAAGUGUUGCUCGUUUAUAUGCUGAUAAAGAAAAUCCACGUCAAGGGUGUCAGUCGGUAAUUUUUAAAUUACAUUUCGACAAAAAUGUUUCGCUAAAGCCUAAUGCGUAUAUAAAAGAAUUCAGCACUAUAGAAGAUGAAGAAGAAGUAUUAUUUACUAUUGGCAGUGUAUGGCGUAUAAUAAAUGUUGAGGAAGAAACUGACGUUUGGUGUAUUGAACUUAGAAAUGAUCAAGAUGAACAUGGUGAAGAACUAAUAAAUUAUUUAAUAAAGCAAAUCGGUGAAAAACCAACAUUGUUAACUUUGGGUAAAUUUUUGUAUGAAAAAGGUGAUCUUGAUAAAGCUGAAUAUUACUGUCGUCUUUUACUUAAAGAAUUAAGGGCAGACGAUGCACUACGUGGAUUUGUUUAUAAUAUGAUUGGAUGCAUCAGAUUUGAAAGAAAUGAUAUUUAUGUAGCUAAGGAUUAUUUUGAUUUUGCUGUUAAUCUACUAAAAAAAACUCAUUCGUCAUGUAGUUCAUCCAACUUAACAGUCAAAUUCAAUAAACAAAUUGCUGAAAAACAUCAACCUAAGCACCCACAAGUAUUACAAGCAAAGUUUGAAGCUUCUGAAGUUGCAACGCACUAUUUGCCUUCCACAGAUUUUUCAUUGGCAAAACACUACAAUAACAUCGGUCUACUUUAUCAUAAACGAGAUGACAAUGAAAAUGCAAUGAAAAAUUUAAGACUUGCUCUUGAAAAAUGUGGAACAUUGCACAUUUAUUGUCAACAAGAUAUGUCAAUGAUAAAGAAUAAUAUUGCCGGUGUGCAUUAUAAAAAAGGCGAAUAUAAACAGGCAACAGACACUUAUCAAGAAGCCAUUAGAAUUGGCCUAGAAAUUCUACUACCAACACAUCCAUGGAUAAAAGACUAUACAAAUAAUUUGACGAAAGCAAUUAAGCAUCUUCCAUUGGAUGAUAUUUGA